AUGAUUGUAUUUUGGCAGGCAAUGAGCGACCACUUUGAUCAUUAUAAGCGGCCACCGAGCCGGGAUAAUAGUGUGGACCGGUAUAGCCGGGCAGCCAGUCGACUCAGUGGAGGGUCGAGACAGUCAUCAGUGGAAAAGUCACAGAACCAGCAGCAACAGAGGAGAGGAGGAGAUGAUCGACUUCCGUCCUCAUCGUCUUCCACAGCUGAUAAAUCAUUCAGCGGUGGAGCUGGCUUUAAUGCGGCGUCGGCGGCCGGGGCCAAGCAAAAUAUCUCGUCAUCGGUCGCCACGCAGCGUCAACCACCGCCGUUUGAGGAUAUCAUACUUAGACAACGGAACCUUGGGCAGGAAAUUGUUCCAUCACCUAUCGGGCAACCCAAGCGCACGGAGUCCUUGUACGUGAACCCGAAUACCGCACGCAAAGAGACCAAACCUAAAGUGAGUACAACAUAUAUUCGGCCUAGGAGUAGGAGUAAUAGUCCUGAUAAUGGUGAUGACCAAAGCAUUAAUGGCGGUAGUGUUGGUAGUGUUGGUAGUGGUGGGAGUGACGACAGUCAUGGUAGCCGUCGUGGCUCCAUUAUUGGUUGUUGUUGUUUUCUUUGCAAUAGGAGCGAUAUGAGCCACGAUAAUAGUGAAAUUAUUGAUAGCCAGGGUCGUCAAGUUAUGAGAGGUAAUAGUGAUUUCCGUACAAAUAAUAGCAGUACUAGUGAUGGCAACGGUAGGGGUAGUGGUGAUGGUCAUGCUAUUAUGGAUAGUUUUAAUUUUAGUGAAAUUGGAGGCAGUGGUGAUGGCCGCGUCAGUAGGAUAAGUGGUUAUAUCCACUCUAGUAGGGGCAGGGGCGUUGGCCGGUCUAGAAGUAAUAGCACUGACAACUACGGUAGUAGAGUUAGUGGUGAUGGUUUCGAUAGUAUGCUUAGUGCUGAUGAGCAUGCUAAUAUGAUUAGUGGUGGUGAUCGCCCUAGUAGGUGUAAUGAAAGCCGUGGAUCUAGUAGGGGUAGAGGAGAAGGUCGCUCUAGUAGCAGAAGUUCAGAUGGCCGAGCUACGUCUAGCACGAUUCCUUUGAAUAGUAGCAAUGGCCAUUCUAGUGGUAAUAACACUAGUGGUAAUAGCGCUAGUGGUAAUAGCGCUAGUGGUAAUAGCGCUAGUGGUUAUAGCACUAGUGGUAAUAGCGCUAGUGGUAAUAGCGCUAGUGGUUAUAGCGCUACUGGUAAUAGCGCUAGUGGUUAUAACGCUAGUGGUUAUAACGCUAGUGGUUAUAGUGCUAGUGGGAAUAGCGCUAGUGGGAAUAGUAGUAUUACCUAUCAUAGAAGGAGUAGAAGUGGUUUAAGAGUACGAUUCAGCGAUGAAGUAAGUAGCAGUGAUGACCCACCUGGCAGGGGUAGUGGGCCCAAUAGAGAUCACAAUCACAUUAGAAGUAACAGGCACAGUAGCUGUGAUAGUUACUUCGAUUCAAGGGAUUCAAAUCAAGUUAUUACAAGGGAAUUUAUUCAAGGAAAUACCGGAGAAUUUGAAAAUACAAUUAACUUACAGGUUAGUACAUAUGGAAAUUACGGUAAUAUUGGUGGAUACAGUAGUGGUAGCAUACGUAAUAACUUUGACGACCAUUCUAAUAUUGCCAGAGUCCAUAGAGUUGGUGGUUAUGAAAGUGGUGGCGUAUGUUGUAGUAGUAAUGAUGACUACGUAAGUAACGGCAUUCGUGAUGUAAGUGUUGUCCACGGUAGAGGUAGCAUCCGUAGCAAUGGUGGUGGCCACAUUAAUAAUAACAUACGCGGUGUUAAUGGCGUCUAUGUUAGCAGUAGAGUGGUCCGAGAUCGUGCUAACCACCACGUUAGAGGUGUGGUCAUCCGUGAAAUAAGUAACAGUGGCCGUGACAGUGGUCAAGGCACUGACGAUUAUGAAUGUAACUAUGAUUAUGAAGGUUUCUACAACUAUGCAGAUGGCUAUGUGAAUGAAGGUAACUACGGAAACGGUGAUGGAGGUGAUUUAGAUGACGGAAGAAUACGUAGGUUGUUGCCAUCAAUUCCGUUUAUAGAGCAAAUGAUGUGGUUUCGAUCGUACUUAAGAAAUAGUCGUAAGAACAUUCUAUUUUACCACACUUAG
This is a messenger RNA of Acyrthosiphon pisum (pea aphid), 2100 nucleotides long. RefSeq names its product cell wall protein IFF6-like. The record is from RefSeq and is a predicted model, not a curated record. Lineage: Eukaryota; Metazoa; Arthropoda; Insecta; Hemiptera; Aphididae. The transcript has a single exon. The coding region runs from base 1 to 2100 and encodes 699 amino acids.